GCCCGCCCCGGAAGAGGCGGAGCAGGGAGGGCUAGGCUCUGAUUGGCUGAUCUGAACGGUGCGCGCUCGGCGCGAGUUUUGGCAGCUCCGGGUGUCUGGAACGGCAGGAUGGCGGCUCGGAGAAGCUUGAGAUUCCCGGGUGCAAAAUGUUCCAAGAACACUCUGGGGAGAACACAUUCUAGGAAGCAGAAGGCUGGUCAAAAGCACAAGCCUAAAGAUGUGUUUGACUUUCCUGAUAAUUCUGAUGUCUCAAGCAUACUGGGAGAAAUGGAGGAAGAAGAGGAACCGUAUGAGUCCUUUGACCCUCCUCUGCACAGCACUGCUAUCGAUGUUGAAGAGGAGCUGUCCAAACACAGUGGGUCCUCAGCCUCUCCAGUCACUCAUGGAAGAGAAGACGCCAGAAGCUCGAGCCCUUCUGAAAAAGAAGCAGGUGGAAGCAAGUCUGCAAAGACCAGUGCUAAAAAGCCACGGAGAAAGCUGGAGCCCAUCAGCGAUGAGUUUGAGAGCUCUGAAGAUGACGUGAGGAGGAAAGUGGGGUCCACAGAGAGAGCAAGGGCUCGACAGCACCAGGCUGCUCCUGCAGCCUCUGCAGCACCCCCCUCAAGGCCAAGCAAGCGUGCGGCUCCUGAGAGGGCAAGGGCCCACAGCGCUCAGCCCUUGGCUGCGGAAGAGACUCGAGCAGUACAAAGACAGCUGAAAACUCCGAAGAAAGUGAGGCUGUCUCCCGGCAGAAGGAGGAAAUCAAGAAGUGAACCCACAGACUCCGGUGCUUCUGAAAGCAUGCAUAUUUGGUGUCUGGAAGGAAAGAGACGUGGCGACAUCAUGGAGUUGGAUGUUAUCCUGUCUGUAUUUGAGAAAACCUUCCUGGAGUAUAAACAAAGAAUAGAAUCUGAAAGAUGCAGUCAAGCUGUCAACAAAUUUUACUUUAAGAUUAAAGGAGAACUCAUCAGAAUGCUUAAAGAAGUCCAGGUGCUGAAGGCUCUGAAGAGGAAGAACACCAAGAUCAUUUCCAACAUGGAAAAGAAACGGCAGCGUUUGAUUGAAGUCCAGGAUGAACUGCUUCGAUUAGAACCACAACUGAAACAACUACAAACAAAAUAUGAUGACCUUGAGGAGAGAAAGUCGUCACUUAAGAAUUCCACGAAUUUCUUAUCUAAUUUAAAACAGCUGUACCAUGACUAUUCAGAAGUUCAAGAGAAAGAGCCAAAGGAAAAGGAGAAGUAUGACUCAUCUAGCCUUCCAGCUCUAUUGUUUAAAGCAAGAACGAUUCUGGGAGCCGAAAACCACCUAAAAACCAUCAACUACCAGCUGGGGAAGCUCCUUGAGCAGGAAUGAGAAGACCAUAAGCUGAGUCAGUCUCCUGCUGCCAUCUCUCCUGAAGCUGCACUCUGGACAACCAAACUUCCUCAGCAGAAUUUAUUACCAUUUUGUCAUUCAGACUAGAUAACACCAGUUCAACUGUCCAACCAUUCAGAAGCCAUAGUUAUAGUUCUGAUUAUUGGUAAUAAAGUCCAAUCUCUUGA
Mesocricetus auratus (golden hamster) is the source of this 1523-nucleotide messenger RNA. RefSeq names its product centromere protein U (gene Cenpu). NCBI's taxonomy places the organism in Eukaryota, Metazoa, Chordata, Mammalia, Rodentia, Cricetidae. The transcript has 13 exons. Gene Ontology annotation, cellular component: nucleus. Bases 109 to 1335 code for a protein of 408 amino acids. The record is from RefSeq and is a predicted model, not a curated record.